Corticium candelabrum is the source of this 1492-nucleotide messenger RNA. RefSeq names its product eIF5-mimic protein 1-like. The record is from RefSeq and is a predicted model, not a curated record. The transcript has 15 exons. The coding region runs from base 104 to 1363 and encodes 419 amino acids. Gene Ontology annotation, cellular component: membrane; cytoplasm. Gene Ontology annotation, molecular function: protein binding. NCBI's taxonomy places the organism in Eukaryota, Metazoa, Porifera, Homoscleromorpha, Homosclerophorida, Plakinidae.
GCACCCGUCGGAUGACGUCACGACCACGUGAACACUUCAUCGACUUUCGUGCAGGCGAAGCGGCUAACGAGGAACGAAAACAGCGAAUCGGUGGUGAAUUUGUAUGAGUCAAAAGCAACUGAAGCCGACGCUCACUGGACAGCGGAUUCGGACCCGCAAACGAGAUGAAAAGGAGAAGUAUGAACCUCUGACUUUUCGAGAUUCAAUUAUUGCCGGCUUAAAUGCAAGUGGGGAUCUUGAGAAGGCCUCAAAGUAUUUAGAUGGAGCCGCUAGUUCACUGGACUAUCAUCGUUAUGCCGAAGUGCUAUUCGAUGUUUUGAUAGCUGGGGGCAUGCUAGCUCCUGGUGGUGGUAUUGUUCUCGAAUGUAGUGAAGGUCAGCCUCACAAAACAACCAUGUGUUUGUUUGACGCAGAAGACAGCUUGGAGGCAGUGAAAGAGCAUGUUCAGCUCUUGAACUCCCUGAUGCGUCGUUACAAGUACCUUCAGAAGAACUUUGAAGAUGAGAUGAACAAGGUUCUUCAGUUUCUGAAAGGAUUCACAGACGAACAACGUCAUAAGCUGGCAUUGUAUACAGGUCUUGUAAUAUCUGGUGGCAUUGCUCCGGCGAGCGCUCUUUGCAAGUUGCUCAGUGAACAUUUAGUCAAGCCCGGGUUGGCAUUGACUUUCAUGACGAACGUAUUGAAAACGUGGCUGGGAGAGAAGGACAUGACCAGUGUGGGUGGCGCUCUCAAAAAAGCUGGUCUAAACUCCAAGCUUCUCGAGUUUCUGCCUGGACGUCAGUCAUUUGAAGCCUUCGAGAAACACUUCACCGAGAACAAGUUACCUGUUGUAAUUGGCUUUCAGAAGUCGCAACAGGCAGCUCUGGUUCGUCGAGAGCUGCAGAGCCACAUUAAAGAAAUGCUCGAGAAUGAAAUUCCCGUGGAAGAGAUGGUAGCCGAUGCGAAGGGACAAAUGCAAAUACUGGCAUUGGCAGAACCAGAUGUGAUAGUACUCAUCUGGAAGGUGAUCAUGUCAUCUGUAGAAUGGAACAAGAAAGAGGAGUUUGUAGCUGAGCAAGCUUUGAAGCAUCUGAAGGUGUAUGCUCCCCUCUUUGCUGCUUUUUCAACACAGAGUCGGUCAGAAUUGACUCUAAUCGUCCGCAUACAAGAGUAUUGUUAUGAGAAUAUGAACUUCAUGAAGGUUUUCCAGAAGAUCAUAAUGCUGCUGUACAAGACUGACGUCUUGAGCGAGGACUGCAUUUUGAAAUGGUAUAAGGAUGACCACUCGCCGAAGGGAAAGAGUGUUUUUCUUGCUCAGAUGAAGAAAAUGGUCGAAUGGCUGCAAAGUGCAGAGGAAGAAUCGAGCUCAGGAGACGAGCAGUAGUCGUGAAGUGAUAGACUAUUGACUGUAGUAUGGUGUGACUCCGUUUUAGUGUUGUGAUUGUGAGGAUUGAUUUCAGUUGCUGACUGUAAUCAAAUCUAGUGUGUUUAAACAUGAGAUGGAACACGUGCA